Salvelinus sp. IW2-2015 is the source of this 1287-nucleotide messenger RNA. It is a transcript of the gene fbxl2, whose product is annotated as F-box and leucine-rich repeat protein 2. Gene Ontology annotation, molecular function: protein binding. The record is from RefSeq and is a predicted model, not a curated record. Gene Ontology annotation, cellular component: cytoplasm. NCBI's taxonomy places the organism in Eukaryota, Metazoa, Chordata, Actinopteri, Salmoniformes, Salmonidae.
CUGGGAGCCGUUUGAGAGGCGGAAGUGAGGUCACCAGGAGCUCGUCCAUGUUAUUAUUGUUAUUUUGGUCGCUGGCAGUGUGAUGAGACGGACUGGAGAGCCGUUGGGCUCCAAGACUAGGCUACUGCUCUUCCAGGCCGCCCCGGACUAAACCUCACAGCCACCCCCGAGAAAGGAGCACUGUCGCCAACAGGGGAGAGCGCCCAGCCCAGCCUCUUCGACCGACACAGGCGACAAAAACAAUACGGUAUUCGGCAAACCCCAGACUUGUAUGUGCGCGGUAACAAACCGCGACGUGCCUCCGCAGAUAUGAACGGCAUCACCAAGGGCAGAUUCGAGGUGUUCUCCAACAGUGAUGAAGCUCCCAUUAACAAGAAGCUUCCCAAGGAGCUGCUGCUCAGAAUCUUCUCCUAUCUUGAUGUGAUCACAUUGUGCAGGUGUGCCCAGGUGUCCAAGGCGUGGAAUGUCCUGGCCUUGGAUGGUAGUAACUGGCAGAAGAUUGACCUCUUCAACUUCCAGACAGACAUAGAGGGUAGAGUAGUGGAGAACAUCUCCAAGCGAUGUGGAGGCUUCCUGAGGCAGCUGAGCUUGAGGGGUUGUCUCAGUGUGGGGGACGCAUCCAUGAAGACGUUUUCUCAGAACUGCCGUAACAUUGAGGUGUUGAACCUGAACGGCUGCACUAAGAUCACAGACAGCACCUGUCUCAGCCUCUCCAAGUUCUGCUGCAAACUCAAACAGCUGGACCUCACCUCCUGUGUGUCUGUUACCAACCACUCCCUCAAAGCUCUCAGUGAUGGCUGUCGUAUGUUGGAGAUGUUGAACCUGUCGUGGUGUGACCAGAUCACCAGAGAUGGCAUCGAGGCUCUGGCCCGGGGCUGUAACAACCUACGAGCCCUGUUCCUACGCGGCUGCACACAGUUGGAGGAUGGAGCACUGAAACCCCUCCAGAAACACUGUCCUGAACUAACCACUAUCAACAUGCAGUCCUGCUCACAGAUAACUGAUGAUGGCUUGGUCAGUCUGUGUCGGGGGUGCCACAAACUGCAGAUGCUGUGUAUCUCUGGCUGCAGUAACAUUACAGACGCCUCUCUCACUGCUCUGGGUCUCAACUGUCCCCGACUGAAGAUCUUGGAGGCUGCGCGAUGUUCACAGGUUACAGACGCUGGGUUUACUGUACUGGCCAGGAAUUGUCAUGACAUGGAAAAAAUGGAUUUAGAAGAAUGUAUUUUGGUGACUGACAACACACUAGUCCAGCUUGCUAUUCACUGCCCUCGCCUGCAAGCACUG